Molecule: messenger RNA, 5389 nt
Organism: Panicum virgatum (switchgrass)
Lineage: Eukaryota; Viridiplantae; Streptophyta; Magnoliopsida; Poales; Poaceae
Product: zinc finger CCCH domain-containing protein 55-like
Exons: 4
Coding region: 3501-5051 (516 amino acids)
Source: RefSeq, a predicted model, not a curated record
UAACGAACAUAAUGCCGUCCGGCUCGCCGUCCCCUUCCCCUCGCCUGCCAAGCCCCUUUGUGCGCCCCCGCCGCGAUCGCUCGCCGCCGCCGAGGCCGAGCACCGCACCAUCACAUCUCCAUCGCACAGUGCAUCUCACGCCGCCGGCACUCCCAUUUCGAUCGGCGCCAUGUCCCUCGAUACAUCGAGGAUGCGCCGGGGUUCGCCGUUGCGCUGCUCCCGGAGGCAGGGGCACGCGGGCGGGCAUCCGGAGGCAAAUGGGAUGUCUCCCUUCUCUCCCCCGCGGCGGCUACGGCGUACCAAACAGGAUUUUGCUAACGGUAGUUGGUAGCAAAGAGCGCGAGGGAAGGCCUAGAUCUGAUACCAAAUGGAACGGCCUAUGACGGUAGAGAGAAAGCACAAUAAUCCAUAGGAAGGUAAGGUCCUUCACCUUGCCACCCCAUAGCUAAAAUAGUGAAACACAAAGAGGUAGGCCAAAUUGAUUCUCACUUGCAAUUAUUUAUAUUUCCCUACCUCCAUAAUAUGGGUUCGGGGAUUAACCAAUUCAAUAGAUCCUUAUUAAUAAAAUUCUUGUUGACAAAGCAAUGGCAAGCAUUAACGCAUAUUUUACUAAGGAGUAGCCACAAUGGACUUCUUGCCGUGAUAUUUGUUUGAACGUCCCCCACAUGACACUACUUCAUGUUUUGUAUUCGUUGUUUCAACAUUGUGGUUUUACUUUUUCAACAUUUUUAUUUUACUACAAUAACAUUUUGAAUUUAGUAAUUUUUGACAUUUUGUGUGAAUUUUUCUUUCAACAUUUUUAUGCACUACAACAUUUGGAACUUACUAUUUCAAAAUUUUGAAUUUACUACUUUAGAUGUUUCAUAUGUCAUUGAAAAUUAAUGUCGAAAUACUUUUUGGAAAAUUGUUGAAUUAAGUAUGUUAUAAAGUGUUGAGUAAAAUAGGCAUGCAUCAAUCACAAGGUAUAAAUGAAGCAAUUGCAUAUGUAACUAAAAUUAAACAAAAAUGGAUAAGCAAACCUGGACCUUGUGGCCCUGUGACUGGGCUGCAUUUGAGUACAAGCACUGCUGUUGUUGGGCUGUUCGACGCCAAGGCUAAUAUUGGAGUGACUCCCCCUCCCUUUCCCUUCUCUCUUUCCCUUCCUCAGUCGUUCGCCGCCCUCGCUUCUUCCCUCCUUCCAAUCUCACGCGCACUCCCUCCAUCCCUCACUCCCUACUCAUCGCCUUGAAAGAAUUUUCCGAGUCAAGGUAAAUCCUCACUAUCAAUUCUGUUAUGCGCGGUUCCAAUAAAAAGGGUUCAUUUGGUACUUUCCAGAUCUGCUUGUUCGAGCGUUUGAUUCCAUAAAAGAUCCAUUUUAUUACUUUCUCUUUCUAGAUCUAAGGGCAAGGAACCAUGGGAAGGGAUUCGGAGAGGGGGGAGAGAGUAGGUGGCGGCCGAACUAGGGGCGAUGCCCUAGGAAGGGAGGAAGUGGGAGGGGAACGGGCGGAGGAGGUUUAGAGGGAAGAGAAUGUUUUGCCCCUGGUAUCUGAGACAAGUAACUCAUGAGGAAUUUGAGGGAAAAGCAUGAAUUAGGGAGGCUAGAAAGACAAGCAGGAGUCUAGGAACUAGGAGUGGUCCAGAGGGCUGAAGAAGACCUAUUCUGAUCUUUGAUGCUGUUGCUGUUACUGGUCGUUCCCCUUUUGUAUGCCUGUACUCCUUUCCGAGUGCUGGCCCCAAAUGUCAUCCAUGGUAGGGUGGCUCAUACAUUGUAGCGAGGCAGAUAGAGAUAGGGGCGCAUGAGAAGGAUGGCCGGAUGGGGGGGAGAGGGACAGGAAGGUUGGAAUCAAUUCAAUGGGCAAGUAAUCAUAUGGGCCGACCGGUGUAGUUGGGCCAUGGGCUAGGUUUGGGCUCAUAAAAUUUCUUCCUACCUUUGCAAGCAGCUUUUCCUCGAAGAUGGCUGUCGAAAAACUCCGUUCGCUCUGUAUAGUCUUGUCGUUCAUCAUGGCUCCUAGUCUAAAUAGUGUUUGAAACAUUGUGUUGCCUUUGUUAAUGAUAUUCCUGUUGAUGUAUACGACGAAUGGACUGAGCUCGUGGGUCUGAUAAGAUCACCAUCGAUUUGAUUAACUGCCCACCAUGUAAUUGAAGUUUUGGAGUGUUUUCCUAAUGAUGCUUUGCACAUGUGCCUUAUGGAAAUAGUUUCUUGUCCUGAAUGUAUUACUGGGAUGUCCUGCUUCAUAUAUCAGUGGAAAUGGUUGGCAUUGAAUAGAAGCUGUGAACACUCUGAAAGAAUGUACUACUUGGUAGCCACAGUAUUUUUCCUCUAGGAUAAUACCCUCCAUGACUAGUGUCUGCUAGAACCAUGUUGGUAGAGAACAAAAUUUUGUGGUUAAUGUGGCUUGAGGAGGCCAUCUCUAGAAUUCCAAUAUAAAGGGCAAUUAGAUUAGGGAAACAUCAUCUUGAGUACCGCAGAUAUCUUAUUCCUUUUUUUUGAGCAUCUGUUCAACCUCAUAAUUCCUUGAUAAAAAAGUGAUUUAGUUGUGCCUUGCUGUCAGUCGAACUUUUCUGAAUGGGGGUUUGUCACGAUCCUUAAUCAACAACACCUCUACAGGUAGUCAAUGGACCCAACCCUGAUAUUGAUCAUGAUUGAAGAACUGUUUUGGAACUCUUGUAUUUGUAUUGCCUGAUAUUGACCGUCAUCAAGUUUUCCUGGAGGAUCAUGCACUUUGCGAGCACUCUUCUUUCAAUAGAGCAGUGACUUCGACAAGAGUCGUCACUGCUAAUCGUGAGUUUUUGGACUGUGAAAUAAAAAUUCUCUGUUUAAUGUAUCCUGUACAGUUUGCCAUAACUCUCAGACUUGUUUCCAUUCCUAACAUUCCCAGUUUUUAUUUCCUUUGUCAGUGAUAUUAUCCUUUAUUAAGCCUGUGAUCAUGACAGUCUACAUUCAUAUUUCAUAAUCAUUGCAGCGAACUUCAGAAGAAUAUUUUGGAUGAGGCGGGGAGGCCCUGUAGCUGAAACUAGUUAACAUCUUGUAUUUCAUCAGAUUAUCUGAAGAAAGCUUCAAAUGAAUAGAUCUGUAAGAGUGUCCCAGACCCAAUGCAAUCGAAGGAUCUCCAGAGAGUCCUUGGAAUCAGUCCCACAGGAGUAUCAUUCGCUUGAGAAGCAGAAGUCCAGAGAGAUGGAGAGACUGGGUAUCUGAAGAACCUGUUCUACCCUUUCCUCAUUUUGCAGCUGAUAGAUGGGGAAGAGGAGCAGUACCCAUACCACAAAGAGAUUACCACUUUACUUUGCAAGGCAAUGAUAUUGAGGAAGGAAUAUUGUACAGGGGUGCAGGCUGGCCAUAUUCUCAUGGUGUGCAUAGCCAUGAGAUCAGAGAUAGCUCUCGUGCUAGAGGUCAUCUGGAGCCAUCCAAUGAGAGAAGGCAGAAGCAACGAAAGACCGUUCCCUGUAAAUUCUAUGUGCAAGGUCAAUGUUACCAUGGUUUAAAUUGCAGAUAUCUCCAUGACAGUGCUCUGGAAACUGAAAUGGGGCUUCGUGUACCUGUUGCUGCUCCUGUGCAUACAGGUGCUCAUAACUGGUAUCAUCACAGUGCUACCCAGAAUCAGAUGGAACUAAGAACACCUGUUGCUGUGAGUGCAAGUGCUCAUGUUUUGUCCGGAUAUGGCAGGGGACACCUAAAUUCUCAGGGUAUAUUUAGAACCAUUGCAAAGGACGAGCACAAUGGUUUGCAGUUAGAUUAUGCUCAAAGAAGUCAAAAUUAUGUAUUUCCUUCAGAAGGUAUUGUUUCACAACAGCCACAGUUGUUAAUUCCUGGCCGAACAAGUGAAAAUGGCAUCUACAUUGACAAGGGUCAUAAUUCACAUGAGACGAAUGGUAUUGUGGGUGUACAAAAUGGGAUGCAAGCUGCUAAUCUUGCUACCCAGAAAAAUUUAAUAAACCAAGAGCAACAGGUUGCUUGGAUAAACUCAGGCCAAAUAGAACAGAGCCAAGAAGCAGUUCAUCCAAUUCAUGAAGUACCAAGUCAUCUACUCGCCACCCACUUACCGAAUGCCACAGCCUCACGGCCAUGGAACAGUCGAAUGCAUCAAAGUAACUUUUUAGUGCAUCCAAAGAGGCCAGGUGAGUUUGUUGUUCCUCAGGCAGGUGUUGAUGUUCCAGCUCUUAGUCUGCAGGGCCAGUCAUUUUCUCAAGAGGCAAUUCCAGUUCCAGAUACUUCUUCAGACAAUGGACAUAGUUUCAACGUAAACGGUCAAAUUCCACAGAAUCUUGGGGCAGCUGUGCAUGCUGGGGGGAGUAAGGAAAUUUCUGGGAUACCCAAGAAUGGCCAAGAUUCUGAUGCUCAAAGCAUGCAGAACACAAAGAAUUUUCAGCCUGUAGGUGUAAAUGUGCAAACUCAGCGUCAAAUCUUGCAAAAGGGAUCUGCUGUGCCAUACUCCAGAUCUGUUGGUAGAGUUGGAGGUUCGAUCUAUCAUAAUACAGCAGUAAGUGAAGAAGCCCAUAUUAUUAAUCCAAAUUUGGCACCAUCCACUGGAAAGGCUCUUCUCACUGCUAGUCCUAUUGAAAAGCGAUUUUCCCAGCGCAAUCGGGAUCCAAGGUUGGUGUCCAAAUCAUCUCCUGCACCUCCAUCUGUUCCACCAAUUCAGCAAGAACCAGCAGCAAUGUCUGUCCCAUCUGCUGCACCUCCAUCGGUUCCACCCGUUCAGCAAGAAGCAGCAAUCUCUGUCCCAUCUGGGAAGAUCCAUACGAGUAAUAUAGCAACUAGGGAUGAUACUACCCACCCUGUAGUCUCCCUUUCAGUUGAAGUAACUGAGCAUGCUGCUGCACGGAGCAAUUUUAAAAUUGCAUUAGCCAAUUUUGUGAGGGAAAAAAUUAGGAAAACAUGGCACAGUGGUCACUUGACAAAUAAACUCUAUAAAUCCAUUGUGCGGAAGGUUGUUAAGAAAGUUGUUGACAAAGAAAAAAACAUUCCUGACACAAGUGAGAAAGUUAAUGAGUACCUACGCGACUUCAGGGGAAUUAUCAACAGAUUUAUAAAGGAUGAUUUUGACCACCGCAAUGUCACAUUUGUUGAGUGACAUGGUUCUUCCUGGGUCGAAAAGAUUGAAGCGCCGCCAUAUGUACCCUCGUAGCUUUUGGCGCUUUAGUUAGAUUUGGAAAGACUUAAGAUUUUCCAUCUCUGUGUCACAGAGAUUGACUCUGCUUGACUGCAUGUGUAUUGAGUUGCCAGACAGCUGAUGUAAUGCCGCCGUUAGCAGGUCCUGGCAUGUUAUGUUAAAUUGGUGUAUCUUUCGUAGACUAUGCCCUGUUUGAACAUUGGGCUUUCUUUGGUUAGAACAAAGUUGAUCAGGAGCUGUUGUACAAAUCUGUCCUGCAAAAUGCGUGCAUUCUGGCAACAAAAACUGCUUGUUCAUUA